AGGGUGAUAAGGAUAAAUUCAAGGCUAAGGAAGCUGGAUGCAAUACCGUUUUGCGGUACAGCCUCUUUGAAAGCCCAGAGAAAGGAGAAGACGGUGGCUGUUGUUUGUUUUGGCUUGGCUUGGGUUUGUGCAAAAUUUUCUCUCGAUUUUAGCUUGACAUUUACAAAAACCGGAAAAACGGAUGCGAUGGAGUGGCAAUUCGUAAUACCCCAGACAAGCGCCGAACUUCUGCGAUCGGAUAAAAACCACUAUUGCGUUGGGCGGGUUCUCGAGCCCGCCGAAGUUCCGGAUGCGCUGAAGGCUGCUCGUCUCGGAUUGGCGGAUAAUUUCGGAAUAUUCGAUCAUUUCGAUACGUUCUAUUCCGUUAUCGAUAACUGCAAAAAACUUACCGGCACGCAGCUGAUUCGCGCCUAUGACCAGCUCUACGGAGCAAUCGACAACCUUGGCAAAUCCUUGGCGGAGAUGCUAUCGCAAAAAGAAAUCGAUCAGGCAGAUCGGCUGGCAUGCUUGAACGCAGUGAAAAUGUUAGCUUUUCUGAUGAACGGAUUAGUGAAAGCAAUUGAUGCGCACGUAAACUCCAACAGUGACAAAAUGCCAAAAAAAGGCAAAAAGCAAAUGAACGACCAGGCAGAAGCGCUAGACUGGGAUGAAAAGCGCUACCAGUGCAUUGUUCAGAUGUACAAUUUGAUGCAGCUGCCGCUGGAAAAGCUGUGGGAUCCUCCUGUUUGCGAAGAAUCGUUUGUGGAUAUUGUAUGUGAUAUCUGCUACCGAACACUGGAGCAACAGUAUGCCCGUAUUCGUGGCACAGCAGACAGUGUUUUCCAAAUUCUCGGUACUGCCAUAAAACGGUACAACCACUCGUUGUCGUUCCCAGUUAGAAUAUUGCAAAUACUCGAGCACGUAGAAGCCUCGAUCUCGCCGAUCGCUGCGGGUGUUCUGCUGCUGUACGAAGAGUUCGGGAUUGUAACCAUUUACCCGGUUAUAAUCAAGGAGAUUAUCGAACGGCUUAGCGCAGACGCAGCCGAUGUACAGACGGCACGUUUCUUUAGCCAGUUCUUGGUAGAAUUGGGUAUGUCGGCACCGAAACUAAUAAUACCCCAUCUAUCGACAUUAAGCGAAGAGCUGCUGAACUUGGAAUCCUACACACUACGCAACUGCGUUCUACAGAUUAUGGGGGAAGCUAUUGUAUGUGAGUUGACUUCGGAAGACUUGACUGACGAUUUGAAGGAAACUCGUGACGAGUUUCUCGAAGAUCUUCUUAAUCACAUGAUGGACGUGUCCGCACACGUGCGCUCAAAAGUUUUGCAAAUCUGGCUGCAGUUGAAGGAACGUAAUGCGGUUCCUUUAUCGUGGAUUCAUAAGGUUCUUCAGGUCGCCGUUGAGCGUCUUCAGGACAAAGCUUUGCUAGUUAGAAAGCAGGCGAUUGCCCUAAUUAAAGCAUUCCUUGAACACAAUCCUUUUUCCGCCAAGUUGUCUCUAGAGGAAUUGAGGGCACAGUACGAAGUGGAAGAUAAAAAGUUCCAAGAGGUUCGCAAUAGACUGGUGGAUCAGGACACAAAACUAAAAACACUGGAAGAGCAAUGGGAGGAUAUGGUAGUGCAAAUGUAUCCCACGAUUUCCGAACUGUUUCAAAAAGAACCGGAAGAUAUUGAAACCAGCACAGAAGCGGAUGUGAAGGCAUUAGCUGGCAAUAUUGUAUCACUGUUGAAUGAUAGCAAUUACACAGAGCUGGUAAGACUAGCGCAACGAGCAGAUUUUGCGCUGGGAAAUCGCGAAGAACGAAAGGAAAUGAAUCUGGAGCACCAGUGCAUGUACUACAUAACGCUAUUGAAAAGUUAUUUCAUUCAUAGCCACACCGAUCCCAACUUGAAUGAAGAGUUCCAACAGGUUGAGAGCUCUGUAAACUUUCUACACGAUUCCAUUGGUUUCUCGGAGCUAAUCUCGGAUGCGAUACCUAAGAUCCUCGAAAUGCUGAUGUCCAAAGCCCAAUCAGACGUGCACGGAGCAAUCGAUUUUUUCACAUCAGCCUACUUGUUCGGGAUAAAAGGCACUGAACAAGGAAUGCAGCAAAUGCUGUUUCUCGUCUGGUCUUCAGAAAAGGAGAAACGUGAAAAUGUCACAGCAGCUUACAAGCGCGUUUUGUUCGAAACGAAUCUCCAAGGAAGAGCUCACACCGUUAAGGUGGUGCGUAAUUUGUGCCAGUUUUUGACCAAUCUUACAUGCGGACAUUACAUGGCCAUGGAGGUGCUCGUUCAGGAGUGGGUUGAAGCAGGUGACAUUGACGCGCAGAUGGUGCAGGUGCUAUUUGAGAUAUACACACUGAAGCUGGAGAAUGUGAACGAAAAUGAUGCACGCCAAGCACUCCAGCUUUUGGUGAUGAUAUCGGCCGCAAAACCAUCAGUCGUUACGGCAAACAUGCAAAUUUUGGAGAAGAUCGGACUAAGUGAGAGAGGCCGUAAAGAUCCGAGAAUAUUCGUUGCUACACUAACAUUGUUUAUGAACUCUGUCCCGUUACCUACAAAUUCAUCGAAAUAUUACAAACGCUUCGACCACAAUGCUCCUGUAGUGCAAACCGUGCUCGACCUUUUCCAAAAGCUUUUCUUUUGCGCUAAGGUCGAAAACUAUGAUGAGAUUGGGACCAAAGUGUUUGACUUUAUCUACAAACUAGUAAAAGCACCUGAUAGUCUAUCACAUAGUCUGAUGGUAUCCCUUUUCGAAAAACUGCAAAAAGUAAAUCAAGAUAAUCAGCAAGUAAAGCAAGAAGUCCAUCGCUCAGAAGGAAGCCAGAUUCCAGGUGCAACACAAUUAGAUCAAAGCAACCAGCAAGGAGUGAACGCUACUAAGCUUCUGUUAACUCUACCAAACUUCCUUGCGGCGCGAUUUAUUUUUACGGUCGGAUACGUGGCGAUGAGAGAAAUGAUUUAUCUUGAUAUCGAUGUGUACAACAACAUGAAGUAUCGACAGGAACUGAAGGAGGAGCUAAAAAACGAGAAGAAAAAAACCGCUGCUCUGAAUAGUACCAGAAUCACGGCAGCUACACCGUCUAGUGUCGGUGCUAACAAACGCAAAACACAAUCGCUCGAUGUGUCCGCAAGCAACGCACUGAAACGAUUAUCUGGUUCUACGGGGGCUAAUGGUGCAGCAAAUGGCGAACAAAACGAACCCGAGGAAGAAUUGUUAAGCGGAGCAACGGCGGAGGACACAGUAGCAGAAGAAAUUAAUCACAUUUGUGAGCAUGAGAUGCUAUUCGCUACUGGUAGUCUAUUAAAUCAAUUGAUACCAACUAUACUGGAGGUAUGCCAGCAUCCGAAACGAUAUCGGAACGAGUUACUACAAAAGUCUGCCGUCCUUACACUGAUUCGACUAAUGAGCGUGUCAUCGAAGUUUUGCGAAGAUCAUAUCCCGUUUCUAAUGAACAUUUUUCAAACCACUAAAAACACGAGCAUCAAGUGUAACAUCGUUAUCGGUCUUUCGGAUUUUACUUUCCGCUUUCCGAAUGUGACAGAAUCCUGGACGAGCCACAUGUACGCCACACUUUAUGAACAGGACGCAGAGUUGCGUCUCACUGCGGUGAAGAUGUUGUCGUAUCUUAUCCUGCACGAAAUGAUUCGCGUGAAAGGGCAGAUAUCGGAUUUGGCACUGUGCAUUGUCGAUAAAGUUCAGGAGAUUCGCACUAUAACGGAGCAAUUUUUCAAGGAGAUCGCCAACAAAUCCAAUAUCUUGUACAACGUGCUGCCAGACAUAAUCUCUCGGUUAAGCGAUCCUAACUUGCAGUUAGAGGAAGAAAAAUACCACAUCAUUAUGCGCUACAUCAUCGGGUUGAUCAACAAGGAUAAGCAGAUCGAAAGUUUGGUGGAGAAGUUAUGUCUGCGUUUCCGCGUCACAAACGAUGUGCGCCAAUGGCGAGAUAUCGCAUUCUGUUUGUCAAUGCUUUCGUACAACGAGAAAACAAUCAAGAAGCUUUCGGAGAACGUGGGAUGCUUCAAAGAUAAGGUGCAGCAUGAUGAAAUCUAUCAAUCCUUCAAAACGAUCAUCAGCAACACCAACAAAUUGGCGAAGGCAGAGCUAAAGAGUGCUGUAGCAGAAUUCGAAACACGUUUGAAUGAGUGUCUAGAAGUGAACGAUGCAAUAGGGGACGGCGCUGCAUCGGAAGACCAGGAUAGCGACAUAGCAACAAAUUCGUCAUCUUCUCUCGCGGUGGCUUCGGGAAGAGGACGCAACAAAACUACCAAAAGUUCGCGCCAAGGAGGAUCUGUGUUGAAAUCGGCUAAAAAGGGGAAACCUCCCGUUCGCGGACGUCGGGGAACACGCAGCAAACAAGUGUCAUCGGAAGAGGACAGUGACAGCGAGGAAGAGAACCUGCCACCAGUCGCAAGUUCACGGGCGGCCGCUCGGGCACGACAAAACUUGAAGAUUACUAAGAUAAUCGAGAGUGACAACUCAGACAUCGAACCUGACGCUAGGCACAAAAAGCAAAAAAUGCUAGCCGUAAAUUAGCCCCAGGGACUGUAAAGAGAGACUGACCUAGAGCCUAGGAAGUAGGACACAUGUUCGCUGCUCUAUGUCCAUAGAAUUGCACGUGCCAUUCCUGCGAGUGAGCGCACUGGAGCACCGUUCAGAGAUUGCGAAUGGCUUUUACCCUCAUAGAUCCGCAGAUCACGAUGAAUCUCCUUGUACCAAUUUUCUUUUGUGACAAAUAUAUGAUGCUUCAUGCUUUCAUGCAUCCUUGCAGCGGUAAAGAAAAUAUGAAAGUACGAGCUCAUCGUGAUCAUCGCGAUAGAAAGUGUAUCUUUCUGACACUGUAAUAAGCAUUAAACAUAAGACUUGCUGAUAAUUCUAGUUCAGGAGCUUUUGAAACAUGGGAAAGAAAUGAAUGUCGCGAAUUCAAUCGUACCGUGAACCGUGGCUUUUGUUCGUUGAACUUUACGCACCGAUUUGCAAUCGUUCGAAGUUUUCGCUGGCGAACUGUACGCUAUUGCCACUCUAUUGCUAGAGAGAGUAGUCAUUGUUACUUGUUACUAUUUAUUUUUUCUCUU
This is a messenger RNA of Anopheles darlingi, 5036 nucleotides long. It is a transcript of the gene Cap-D2, whose product is annotated as condensin complex subunit 1. The transcript has 7 exons. Gene Ontology annotation, molecular function: histone binding. The coding region runs from base 187 to 4497 and encodes 1436 amino acids. Gene Ontology annotation, cellular component: nucleus; condensed chromosome, centromeric region. NCBI's taxonomy places the organism in Eukaryota, Metazoa, Arthropoda, Insecta, Diptera, Culicidae. Gene Ontology annotation, biological process: mitotic cell cycle; mitotic chromosome condensation; meiotic chromosome condensation. The record is from RefSeq and is a predicted model, not a curated record.